AUGAUUGGCUUUCGAUUCUCUUAUUGCUUCAAGCUUUUGAUCCUUCUUUUCUUUGUGCAAAAAUCGGAUUUGGCGACCGAUUUUUGCACGACUAAUCCAUGUCUAUAUGGAGGCACAUGCACUCCGGGAUGGGGCACUUAUUUGUGCCAAUGUGGACCGGAGUUUUUUGGGACACAAUGUGAAUAUUGCAAAGAAUGUUACGGUGAUAGUGCGCCGAAAUGUUUCCAAGGCAGUUGUUCCUCGAUGAUUUACACGGAUGGAACGGGAGCCGUUGUAUCGAUUAACAAUACUUGUUCAUGCUAUAUGGGAUGGACGGGAGCACUUUGUGAUACACAGUUGGACGCCUGUGCGAGCAGUCCUUGCGUCUUGGGGCAAGGUGGGGUUUGCUACAACUACGGUUCAACGUAUAGAUGUGGAUGUGCAGAUGGGUUGGGUGGGGCACAAUGCGAUGCGCUUGAUGCGACCGAUUAUUGUACCCCAAAUCCUUGUGUGGCGGGGAUUUGCGCGAACGCGUCCGGUUCAGGGAGUUAUGCUUGUCAAUGUCAGGCCUCAGCUGGAUAUCCGAUGACUUGGGGAGUUCAAUGUGCAGAUAUUGCUCCAAAUCAAUACUGCAACGCAUCGAUGUGUCUAUAUGGAAUGUGCUCGGUGACCUGGUACUCGGGCCCAAGCGGAAUGACGGGAUACACUGCAAGCUGUUACUGUUUACCGGGAUGGACUGGGUCAAGAUGUGAUACGAACUUCUCAAUUUGUGCUACCGAGGCUCCGUGCCAGAAUGGUGGCUCGUGUGAUCCGAUUUGGGGAAGUUAUCUUUGCACUUGUACUGCGAACUUUACUGGCCCGAAUUGUACAGAGUUGGCCGGCUCAACCACAGCUUUACCAUUAACCACAGUGAUGACAACGACGACAACACCGCUUAUUGCCACCGUCACCCCGACAACUGUUGGAGUGGCCACUGUUGGAACAACGAUAGCAACAAUGACAACAACGACAGUCGUUGCGACUGUUGGAGUGACAGUUUGCGUCGGUCUGCCCUGUGCUUGUGCAAAUGUCUCCUAUGGUGGAGCUUACUUCAACGGGCAAAACCUCUGCAAAGUGCGAGAUCCGGGCGCUACUUGCACAGAUUUCACUAACGGCACUUUCGCAUGCGCUUGCUCAGCGAAUUUCACCGGACAAUACUGUGAUAUGGCCGCAAGUCUCACCGGGAUGCUCACACAACUUUAUGGAAAUAUGACACAGGAACAGAUUAAUGAGAUCCGAGCCGAUCUCCAAGAACAUCCACCAAAACUCCAAGAUUUGAUUCCAUUCAUCACCGGCCCAAUGGACACCGAUAUUCGAGAAGCUCUCUCCUGGGAUUACUCAGAUUUCUUUGAAGAUGCCGCUUAUGAGAGAAAAGUCAUUAGUUUUGAAGAAGAAUUCUUUCGCUGGAACGAUGUGGUUUUGGGGAAUUGUUUUACGUUUAAUCAUCCGAAUAGUAGCACUAAUUUUUUGAUGAGAAAUUCGGGAAGGAAUGGAGGACUUUAUGUUCAACUCCAAGUGCACGCAUCGGACUAUCCAUAUUGGGUGGAUACGGCUGCGAUUACUGUUUUCGUCCAUAACAAUGGUGAGGCGAUUUUCGCCGAAUCGUCGAGAACGGAAGUCAGAUCGGGAAUGUUUACGAAGUUCUUCGUUUCACAAACGGAUUACCAUCGACUCGGCAAACCGUAUGGAGAAUGCGCAAAAGGAGUCGGUGAUGUCAAAUCAUACUACUACACUGGCACAUACACGAUUGAUGGCUGCUAUCGUUCCUGUUACCAAGAUCUUUUGAUGAAUGCUUGUGGUUGUAUGGACCCACGCUAUCCAUUCCCGGCUGAUAAACCCAGUUGUGAUAUUCCGCAAAGGAGUUGCUUGAAUGAUUUCACAACGACAUACGGUGACGAUCCGGCAACGUUACCAGGUUGUUCCUGCCCGCAGCCUUGUCUCUAUUCGCAAUUCGACGUCUCUUGGUCAUCGGCUCCAUAUCUAAAAGAAAUCUACGAGUGCUCAUUCGCCUCAAAUGUGUCCGCUUGUGAAACGACUUUUCUCGAUACAGUGAAAAUUGAGGUGAACUUCAAAUCAUUGACCAGAUUGAUCUAUGUGGAGACACCGGUGAUGAGUUUCAACACAUUCCUCGGAAAUCUCGGCGGAAUUCUUGGUGUCCUCUGUGGAAUCUCGAUUGUCACUUUUAUCGAAUUCGCCUUUUUGAUUAUCAUGCUCUGUUCGAUUCUCGUAAAGGGA
Molecule: messenger RNA, 2253 nt
Organism: Mesorhabditis belari
Lineage: Eukaryota; Metazoa; Nematoda; Chromadorea; Rhabditida; Rhabditidae
Source: the annotation of a GenBank genome assembly